GAAGCCGUAGUUGGCGAGAGGAAGAGGAAGCGGCGCUGGACCGAGCCGGUUAAUAGGAGCUGAUCGGAGGACAGCCGUCAAGCUCAGGGAGGAGGGGAGAGGCUCAAAAGCCGGUAAAUAUUCACCGGCCACUUCCUACCAGCAUAUAUACACACACACACACACUCGCACCAGCCAGCGCUGUGCCUGCCCGAGGGAGGGGAUGCCGCUUCUCCACCGCAAACCGUUCGUCAGACAAAAACCCCCGGCCGACCUGAAACCGGACGAAGAAGUUUUCUACUGUCGGAUGACCAUCGAGAUCUUCAGGAAUUACGACGACUUUUUUGAAAGAACCAUACUCUGUAACAGUUUAGUGUGGAGCUGUGCUAUUACUGGCAAACCAGGCCUGACUUACCAGGAAGCACUUGAGUCAGAAAACAAGGCCAGACAGAACCUCCAAAAUUUCCCUCAGCAAUUGGUGGUGCCUAUCCUUCACUUGACGACUCUUGCCUGUUGCUCACGUCUCCAUGAACUCUGUGAUGAUCUCUAUGCUUAUACUAAGGAUCGAUACUUUGCUGGAGAGAUUGUGGAAGUAACAAGUAAUAGUGGUCUCAAGCAAACGUGUAAAAUUUUAGAAGUUCUGACCCCACCGUUACAAAAUGGAACUGCUAACGGACACAUAAGCAGCAGAGCUGAAGAUGUGGUUAUCGUCAUUAGUGACGAAAGUGAUAAUGAAGAGCAAUUGAAAAGUGCUGGAUCUUCUGUGCUAAUUGGGAAAAAGAGAACCAAAAUUGAUCUAACAUUAUUUAGAUACAAGGUGCAACCUCUUAAAACUGAAGGAAAUGAAAUCAUCAUUAAGUCUGCACAAAUGAAUCGCAAGAAACACCAGUAUUCCCAAGACAAACUGAAGCUCUUCCUUAAACAGCAUUGUGAGUUAAGACAUGGCAUGCUGAAAGUCAAGUCUGCAACUGUUGAUAAGUACAAGCUUUCAGAGCAGAACUUUUCCCAUUUGUUCCCGGAUGACCCAUCCACCUUUAUUUUCAAUUCUGCAAACAGAGGUCGGGCAAAGACUUUGAAGAAUCGUUGUUCAUCAGCAAGUUACCAGUCAGAUGGCACUAAUGUGGAUGACCUGUCAAAGUACAGAAACAAAUCUGCACGCGAGUGUGAAAAGAUGCGUAGGCAGAAGGAAGAAAUGAGAGCAAUGGCAAAAAGGAGAAAAGAGGAGGAACUAGCAAAUGAGAUUCAGAAAAGAAAGGAAGUAUUGGAGGCAAAGAAGAAAGAAAAGGAAGAUAAAGAAAAGAAAAAGGAGGAGUUGAAGAAAAUACUGGAAGAAGAGAAAAUGAAAAGGAAGGAAGAAAAAGAACGUCUUAAAUUGGAGAAAGAGAAGGAAAGAGAGAAAUUACGAGAAGAAAAGCGGAAAUAUGCUGAAUAUCUCAAAGAAUGGAAUAAACCCCGUGAAGAUAUGGAGUGCGAAGACUUGAAGGAACUCCCAGUUCCAAUGCCUGUGAAGACACGGUUAUCACCAGAGCUUUUCGGUGAUGCGUUAAUGGUUCUGGAAUUUUUGCAUGCAUUUGGAGACCUAUUUGACCUCCAGGAUGAGUUCCCAGAUGGCAUGACUCUAGAAAUCCUCGAGGAAGCACUGGUUGGAAAUGACACUGAAGGGCCACUCUGUGAAUUGCUGUUCUUUUUCCUAACUGCCAUUUUUCAGGCACAUGCAGAGGAAGAGGAAGUAGCCAAAGAACAGUUUAAAGAAACUGAUCCAAAAGAUUUAACUGAUGCAUGGGAUGAAGAUCUCGAUUCUACAAAAAGUGCAGUCUCUGCAGUUGCUGCAUUUGCUGCUGCAUGGCCCCAGCUCUAUCAAGGCUGCACUUUGCGUGAUUUGGAUCUUGAUAGCUGCACGUUGUCAGAAAUCCUUCGACUUCACAUUCUGGCAGCAGGGGCUGAUGUGACACCAGCAAAUGCAAAGUAUCGUUACCAGCAGCAGGGUGGAUUUGAUGCCACAGAUAAUGCAUGUGUUGAAUUCAGGCUGAGUAAUCCAGGGCUGUUGAAGAAAUUAACAAAUACUCCAGUGUACGAUUUGACACCAGCGGAGAAGCUAAAGGUGCUGCAUGCUCUGUGUGGACAGCUGCUGACUUUGGUUUCCACAAGGGAUUUCAUUGAAGAUAAUGUAGAGAUCCUAAAGCAGACAAGACAGGAAUUCAGAGAACUGAAAGCUGAACAACACCGCCGAGGGAGAGAAGAGGCUGCAGCAAGAUAUCGCAAGAAAAAAGAAGAGCGCCUGAAAGAACAAGAACAAAAGAUCAGGGAUAGACAUGAACAAAUAAAAGAGGAAGAACAGAGAAACUCAAAAGCAAGUGCAAUUGAAGAGGGCACAACUCAGGAAGAAUUUGAUACCAGCACAGAGAGCCACGAGUCUGUUCACAAGGAUAGAGGCCAUGAUACAGCAACAGAAGAUGAGGAAGAAUUGGGACCAAGUAAAAGGAAUCAAAAAGGAAAGAAAACUCAAAUUGGGUUUACAAGUGUCCAGAACCAUGAAGAAAUGGAAGAAUCUGUGGUAGAAAGGAAGGAAGUCUUAACUCCAGAGGAAGAAGAAGCUUUGAAACAUGAGCAGCAGAGAAAGGAGAAAGAACUUGGAGGAAAAAUUCAAAAUGCUACAUCCUGCACCAAUAUUCUGCCUUUGGGCCGUGACCGUAUGUACCGUAGGUAUUGGGUAUUAAAUUCUGUGCCUGGCUUAUUUGUGGAGGAAGACUAUGAAGGUUUGAUGGAGGACAUGUUGCAGCCUUGUCCAGUCAAAACUCUAAGUGAGAACUUAGAGUCUCAGGGAAACAAACUUUAUGAUAAAGCACAAGGCAAUGAAUCCUCAGGGAACAGAGCUUCAGGGAAGAUGGACCUAAAACAGCAUGAGCCACAUAACAAUAGAAAUGUUUCUCAGGACCAAAACACUCCAGGUUCUCCUUUGCAAUCAUUGCAGCCAUCUACCUCAAAACAGGACCAAAUUCUUGAUCCCAGUUAUGUAGCAGAGUUGCACAGGCCAGUAAACAAGCCAAAUCGAUGGUGUUUUUACUCAUCACCAGAACAAUUAAAUCAACUGAUUGAAGCACUUAACUCAAGGGGAAAUAGAGAGAAUUCUUUGAAAGAAACUCUUCUCCAGGAGAAAGAUCGAUUAACUGAGUUGCUUACUAACUUUCCUGUGGAAAGAUUCAACAUUCCAGAUAAGGCUUUAGAGGAGAGCAAGAAUGUUCGCAGUACUUCAAAAGGUGUUCCGACUGUGCAUGACACUUCUGUGUUACCUGCUGAGAAGCAACUUGAAUUGCGAUUGAAGGAUCUAUUGCUGGAUAUUGAAGAUCGAACUUGGCAAGGAACUCUUGGAGGAAUAAAAGUAAUGGAGCGAUAUGCUUGGCGAGAAGCACUAGAAACUAGACAGUAUGAAUUGUUGACUGAAGCAACUUCUGCACAAAAUGGUAUUCGAAUAUUGGAAAAUGGUUUUAAGGAAAAUGGAGCAAUAAAAUUUGAGGGGGAAGAAGCAAAAGAACUUGAAGGCAUAAAUAAUAGAUAUAACUCAAAAGACAGGCCUUCAGAAUCCAAGACUGAAAUGAGAAGUUCUGCAUCCACCAGUGCUAGUACUCCACAGCCUAUAAACUCUGCGGUGCAUUACCUGGCUAUUGCUUUGCUUCAGUUGGAGCAGGGUAUCGAGCGCAAGUUCCUGAAGCCUCCUUUGGGAGAUUCCGAUGAUGUAAAAAAAGAACAAAAAGAUAAAAAGAGGAAAGAUGAUAAGAAAAAGAGAGACGAAGAUCAGUUCAGUGAAAAAGAUGGUGUGUAUUAUGCUAGUGAUGGUGGCAAAACACAGAAGACAUUAUUAGAUCGGUGGAGAGAGUCGCUUGUGGCUUGUAGUAGCUUAGCUCAGGUUUUCAUUCAUCUCUCUACACUGGAUCGCAGCAUUGUAUGGGCAAAAUCUUUGUUAAAUGCUCGUUGCAAGAUCUGUCACAAGAAAGGAGAUGCAGAAAACAUGCUGUUAUGUGAUGGAUGUGAUCGAGGAUACCAUACGUACUGUUUGAGGCCAAAGGUUAAGAUCAUUCCAGAGGAUGACUGGUUUUGCCUUGAAUGCAGACCAAAGCAGCGGUUUCGGCGACCAAUGGCCAGACAACGACCGACUUUGGAAAGUGAGGAGGAAGACCUGGCGCAGGUGGAAGAUUUGGAAGAGCAGUUUAUGGAAGCAGGCAAUGCGGAAAUGAGGUCAUUGGAACAAAAUGAAACCAAAGCAAGUGAAUUGGAAAAGAGACAGCCACGAAGAGGAAGACCUCGGCUUAAACUGCAAAUCAAGGGCAAAAGAGGCAAAUCCAACACUGCAAAAAAGAUGGGUAACCAACACAAAGGAAAAAGAAGAUAUACUCCUCGCAAUCAAUCAUGUUCUGCCAAAUUAACUGCAGGUCCUGGUAGAAAGCGUGGCAGAAAACUGGGAAGGAAGCCAAAAUCUGCAUUAAACUCUGAAAUAAAACCACUUCCCCGACCAUAUCGUCGUGCUAAAUCCUGUCAAAUAAAUGAAUCCUUCAGUGAAGUGAUUACACGCCGUAAGCGACGAAAAGGUCGGAAGAUUGCUACCAGCACUCCUGAAUGCAGCACUUCAGCUCCUCUCAAUGUUAGCUUAUCUGAUAUGGACCUCUCGCAGAAUGAACCCAUAAGAAAAAAGAGGAAGUACACACGUCGUGUACAGCAGAACCCAACCCUGGUGGUUAAAACAGGCAAGAGGGGUCGAAAACGUAAAUCUGCAGACACUGUAACACAAGUAUCAAAAGUAACGGGAAGUCGGAGAAGUUCAAGUCGUCACUCUGGUAUCCAUGAGCUUUCUGUUUGUGAACAGUUGAUAGUUGACUUAGUACGACAUGAAGACAGUUGGCCAUUUCUGAAACUGGUAAACAAAGCCCAGGUUACUGAUUACUAUGAUAUUAUUAAAAAGCCAGUUGCCUUAAAUAUUAUAAGAGAAAAACUAAACCGAUGUGAAUAUAACUUUGCAUCGGAUUUUAUUGAUGAUGUAGAAUUGAUGUUUACAAAUUGUUUUGAAUACAAUCCGCGAAACACAAGUGAAGCAAAAGCCGGAAUCAAACUACAAGCCUUCUUUCACAAUCAAGUAGAAAGACUGGGAUUGCCAGUGAAAUCUGCAAAUGUGGACCAUCCACCACAACCACCAGUUACUAAAAGGUCAAGAAUAUAAGGUUGUUCAGUGGUGUUGCUUUAAAUGGGAGCAUUUCAAAAUGUAAGGUGCUCCACUUCUCUUUUUUUUAAAAAAAAAACUAGAAUCAUGCCACAGACUGCCUUGCCCUUUCAUGAACUGCAAUAACUUUUAUUUUACGACCUUUGAAAUGCGACCUGCACUGGACUAAAAUUCUUUCUAUUGUUGAGCACUCAGGAAAAUGUAGUGUGAAGCUGCAUUUUGCUACAGUAAAUUUGUAGAGAUUUCAUAAUUUGUGUAUAUUGGAUACAGUACUGUUUUACUGAAUGACUUUUGUACUUUUUGAAGUAACAUUCAUGGAUAGUGUCUUCCACCAAACACAGGGUAAAUGUUAUACUUUUAUAAAUAAUUGUGAAGCUCUCCUGCGUACCCCUUUUUGUGAAAAUAUGGGUUGUUAAUUUGUUUCAGGAACAAUCAGUCACCAAGUCAAGUUACACCUUUUGUUUUUUAACUAAAAAUGAGGUUUUCAAACCAACAAAGAAUGUUACACUACACAAGUGACAAUUGUAUAUCAUUUCAGUACUGUACAUGUUUCAUGCUGGUGCGAAUGAUUGGUCUGCCAUGAAAUAGCGUAAAUAUUUAUUCAGUGUUGAAAACAAUUUUGGAAUGUUGAAUUUCUUAUUUAUGAAAUUUGUAAUUGAAACUUGGAGAAGAUUGAGGUUUUUCAGCUCCAGCAGUUUCUUUUUUGUUUAAAAAAAAAUUGCUUUCUAAUGCCUAAUAAAAUGUGGAAUCCUGAGACCAGAUUGUCAUGUAAUGUUUCUGGCAUCAGUAAUUUUUGAAUUUGAUAAUGUGGUUUGCUUUGUUUUUUUAAAAAAAAGCUUCUUUGUACAAAUAAAAAGUUUUAAGUUGA
This is a messenger RNA of Chiloscyllium plagiosum (whitespotted bambooshark), 6056 nucleotides long. It is a transcript of the gene baz1a, whose product is annotated as bromodomain adjacent to zinc finger domain, 1A. Lineage: Eukaryota; Metazoa; Chordata; Chondrichthyes; Orectolobiformes; Hemiscylliidae. The record is from RefSeq and is a predicted model, not a curated record. Gene Ontology annotation, molecular function: DNA binding; protein binding. Gene Ontology annotation, biological process: regulation of DNA-templated transcription; positive regulation of DNA replication; chromatin remodeling. Gene Ontology annotation, cellular component: nuclear chromosome; CHRAC.